AUGCCGAUGAGCGGCGCCGAGUUCCUGAGCCUCAGCAGUGAUUCCAGAAGCGCCAGCAGCUCCGCAGAGGGGCGACAUCUCACCGACACCUCACCUCAAUUCCACGAGCAGCUCGUCGUGCCGAGGCUCGUCGGGCCGCCCCAGGCCGCGCCGGCUGAGCCCGGCGCCAUCCGCAGCCAGAGGACAGCCAGCGAGAGGCAGGAGAGCCCGUCUCAGGACUCCGACGUGUUCUCCGAGGAACUCAUCGACCCGAUAUCGCGCUGGGACCUCGAGCUGGACGACGACGAGCUGGACGAUGACAGCGAGCUGGACGAGCUGGACGGAGACGAGCUGGACGACGAGGACGACAGGGACGAGGACGAUGACGACUUCGACGACGACUACGGGCUGGACCCGGCGGAGGAGCACGUGAUCUCCAGCCUGCCCGUGCGGGCGCUGACGGCGAUGGACGCGGCGUGGGCGCGGAAGGUCGGCGACUCGUGGUCCUGCAGCAUCUGCAUGGAGUCGUUCCAGGUCGGCACGCCGGUCCGCACGCUGCCGUGCUUCCACUGCUUCUGCGCGGCCUGCAUCGACGAGUGGCUUCGGAGGCAGGGCGCCUGCCCCAUCUGCAAGCAGCGCGUCAGCGACCACGUGGACGCGGCCCUGCACAGCGACCGCGCGGACGCGGAGUCGCUGGAGUCCGACAGCGAGGAGUCGCUGGGCCGCUUCCAGCGGAGAGUGGGGACCAUGGUCAG
Prorocentrum cordatum is the source of this 734-nucleotide messenger RNA. NCBI's taxonomy places the organism in Eukaryota, Dinophyceae, Prorocentrales, Prorocentraceae. The record is from the annotation of a GenBank genome assembly.